Messenger RNA from Agrilus planipennis (emerald ash borer), 753 nucleotides. Its product is annotated as peptidyl-tRNA hydrolase 2, mitochondrial-like. Lineage: Eukaryota; Metazoa; Arthropoda; Insecta; Coleoptera; Buprestidae. The coding region runs from base 17 to 571 and encodes 184 amino acids. The record is from RefSeq and is a predicted model, not a curated record. The transcript has 4 exons. Gene Ontology annotation, cellular component: mitochondrion; cytosol. Gene Ontology annotation, molecular function: peptidyl-tRNA hydrolase activity.
UAGAGUUCCAAAAUAAAUGAAUCAACCCGGUACAAAACAGAAAAUUUUGAAAAUAAUGGGCAUUUCUAACAGUUUGGACUUUUCACCAUUUACAACUUUCUCAUUGGGGACAAUACUAGGUGCUACAUGCGUUUAUUACUUUUUAAAAAUGAGACGAAAAUGUGAUAUACCCAUGGCAGACGAAUACAGUGAGAAAUACGAGUUUCCAGACCCUCAUAACGAAUAUAGGCUUAUAAUGGGAAUCAGAAAUGACCUAAAAAUGCAGAAAGGUAAAGUUGCAGCCCAGUGUGGUCAUGCAGCUGUAGCUGCUUAUGCAAAGGCCUUAAAACAUAAACCACAAACAGUAAAACGAUGGCUCUCAUACGGUGGCACUAAAAUAACUGUAAGAAUAGACUCGGAAGAAGAACUUCUAGAAUUAGAUAAGAAGGCAAAAUCUGCAGGUAUACUUUCAAGUAUAAUCAGGGAUGCUGGGCAAACUCAAGUUGCACCUGGCACUCGUACAGUUAUAGCUGUAGGACCUGCUCCUAAGAGUGAACUAGAUAAAGUUACAGGCCAUCUAAAACUUUACUAGAUAGGGUAGGUACUGAAAAAGGCACCAAAUCGAAAGAUUUUCAUUGGAGGACGUUGAAAGAAGGUUCCGGCUCAGUUCAACUCAACAGUGGGAUUCUUAAUAGGAAAAUAAGGAAAAACAACCUCAAGGAAGUGGAUUUGUUUUUGAAUAUGUAAGUGAUAUAUUCUUUUUUCUAAAAAUGU